AUAAUAUCAUUGUAACAAACAAACCAUAUCAGAGUUUUUUCAGUACACUUCUCAGUGCCAACUGCACUGUGCUUCUACAGUGCUUGUUAAGAAAGAAAAAAGAAAAAAAACUGUCGGCAGGCCGGGUUUUUUUACGUCGAUUACCACGCGCCGCCGUGAAGUGGUGGUCUAGAGGUGGCGACGGCGCCCCCAGAGUUCACUCGCAUUAUGGAGGGUCUGUGCUAUACUAUUGUUUUCUGCGUGCUGGUGGGCUCUGCCGCCGCUGCAGCUGCUGCUGUGGCUGACCCACAUUGGUAUCCAGCCACCGCUACGUGGUACGGGAGCCCGGAGGGCGACGGAAGCGACGGUGGCGCGUGCGGUUACGGGUCACUAGUGGAUGUGAAGCCGUUCAGAGCUCGAGUUGGGGCGGUGAGCCCGGUGCUGUUCAAGGGCGGAGAGGGCUGUGGCGCGUGCUACAAAGUGAAGUGCUUGGACCAGUCGAUAUGCUCGAGGAGGGCGGUGACGGUGAUUAUAACGGACGAGUGCCCCGGUGGGUACUGCUCUAACGGGCGGACGCAUUUCGACCUCAGCGGCGCGGCCUUCGGCCGGAUGGCGGUUGCCGGGGGCGGAGGGCAGCUGCGCAACCGUGGAGAACUUCCGGUCAUCUACCGGAGGACUCCAUGCAAGUACCCGGGGAAAAACAUCGCGUUCCAUGUUAACGAAGGAUCGACUGAUUAUUGGCUAUCGUUGUUGGUCGAAUUUGAGGAUGGAGACGGCGACGUUGGAUCGAUGCACAUACGAGAGGCUAACUCGAACGAAUGGCUGGAAAUGACGCACAUAUGGGGCGCGAAUUGGUGCAUUAUCGCCGGACCCCUACAAGGGCCAUUCUCCGUGAAGCUUACGACCCUUUCGACCGGAAAAACCCUCUCGGCAAGGGACGUGAUUCCCAGGAACUGGACUCCCAAAGCCACUUACACCUCGCGUCUCAACUUCAGACCCACGUAGUAAAGUUUAUAUGACAAUUAAAAGCAGAGUCUUACUUUUAUUAAUUCCCAUUGAUACCUAAAGUUCAGCUCCUGGUCGGUCCUCUUUUUUCUUUUUAGAUUAAAACAAAAGGGAAAAGAUAGCCAAGAAAAUGGCUAACUUCUUUCUCUUCUCACCCAAUGGUUUCCCCUACACUAUGUGUAGUGUGUGAAGUCCUUGUAAGUGUUUGCUAAAAUUGUAGUGUCAUUGUAGCCCUCUCCAAAGGAGAGAGUGCGCUUUAAAAGUGGGAAAAUGUAAUAGUAUUAUAGUAGUAUGUCUGUUUUUGUGGGAAUUAGGUAUAGUUGGUUUGUGGGUGCUCUUGUUUUUUCAUAUUGAGUUAUGGUAUUGUAAACUUUGUAUGUUGUUUGCUUGCUUUCUAGGAAAAAAGUGGAUGGUGUGGGACCUUUCAACCAUCCUUGUCUUGCUCACUC
This is a messenger RNA of Sesamum indicum (sesame), 1433 nucleotides long. RefSeq names its product expansin-B3. Gene Ontology annotation, cellular component: plasmodesma; extracellular region. Gene Ontology annotation, biological process: sexual reproduction. The record is from RefSeq and is a predicted model, not a curated record. NCBI's taxonomy places the organism in Eukaryota, Viridiplantae, Streptophyta, Magnoliopsida, Lamiales, Pedaliaceae.